This is a messenger RNA of Perca fluviatilis (European perch), 4758 nucleotides long. RefSeq names its product microtubule-associated protein 4. Gene Ontology annotation, biological process: microtubule cytoskeleton organization; neuron projection development. The record is from RefSeq and is a predicted model, not a curated record. NCBI's taxonomy places the organism in Eukaryota, Metazoa, Chordata, Actinopteri, Perciformes, Percidae. Gene Ontology annotation, cellular component: neuron projection. Gene Ontology annotation, molecular function: microtubule binding.
CAAAUGAAAGCCAGUCACCGACGUCGAUCUAGGAUUGGAACAGAGCUUCCCCGGGGGGAGCCGGUUAGUCUGCGGCCAAAGAGCGCAUACUCGGGUGGGCGGAUCGUAGCGGUGACAGCGACGCUCGGAGACUACCGACAAACUGUCAAAAAGCAGACAACUAACGCCAUGGCGGAGUUAGACCUGAGUCUGAGCGACGCACUGACGGACAGCGUUGAACAGCCGGGCCCGGAGAGCCUGGUGGAAAGGGACUUUGUGGCUCAGCUGGAAGCGGAGACCUUCGUUGAUCAUGUCGGGGAGACGGUGGGAAAGACAGACUACAUCCCCCUGCUGGACAAUGACAACACCAGAGCAGACACGGGUGCUACGUUGGAGAAUGGAGAGCAGGAAGCUCAUGGGGUGCAAAAGCCUGGUUGUAAGCUGACGGCGGGGGGACAGACAUCACUGUUGCGCCCAGAGCCACAGGGAGAGGUGCGGACACGCUCACUUGACCAGCAGCAGGCCUUGGCUACAGACUUCAUAUCAGCUUCCAUGGCAGGUUAUUCAGAUCCUCUGGGCUCUCAGACCAGCCCUGCCCCAAUGGUGGAUACUGGCCGGAUGGAAGCUUUUUCAGGUUUCUCCCAGCCUGGUGGAAGGGGGGUCAAUGUGGACUUUGGGUCUGCACCCCACUCAGCAGAGAAGAUUCAAAGUAUAGCAGAACCCCACCAUCCCACACCCCCAGCGGGUUCAGAAGCCCCUAAAGAGCACAGCCCCAUGCUGCCUGAACCCCAGACUCCUCGCAGCCCUCUGGAUCUGUCAUCAGGUGCCUUAGGCGACUGCUGGCCAGACGAAGCUGGCUGCCUACCGACAGACCUCCCUUUCAGCCCCAGUGUCUCCACUGUGAUCAGUCGCCAUGCAGGCCAUCUCCCAGUCAACCCUGACAACCCACCUGACAGUUGGCCUAGCCGCGAGAGCCCUGCCUAUGCUGGAGGCGAUGAAAGGGAGGGAGAAGGUUCAGACCGAAAACAGAAGAAGAAGAAGAAAAGGCGACAGAAAGACGAGGGAUCUUACGAACACCUGGAGAGCAGGGGUCACCCUGAGGUACAAACACGGGGAGAAAACACUCCCUUAACAGAGGAGUUCUACAACAGGAUUGGCCCAAGGCGGGAUAGGGGAGAUGGUGGCUGGGAAGACAAUCUUGGGAAGAGCGGAGGCCGGGGGAAGAAGGGUAAGAGCAGGAAGAAGCUUCCAGAGGAGUGGGGAGUCACGGCAGAAUCAUUUGUCCCUUCGGCCGCAGUGACCUCUCCAAUCACAGAGGAGGUGCUGAUGGAUCUAGGGAGUGCUGGUCAGGCAAACCUGGAAGCCUCGUUCGGAGACAUGGACACCAGCCAGAGCCACUGGAAAAAGGAGGUCUACCCAGAAGAAGGCCUGGUCUCUUCCCCCCUGUCUCAGGACCUAUUCUCCCCAACAGAUGCUUCCAUCAACCCACUGGUCCUGAACAGCGAUCUGAAAGCCACAGCAGCUCCGUUCACUAUGCCCUCCAGCACCAACAGCGCAACACUUGGCUCCCUCCCCAUGGCUCCUGGCCCUGUUGAUCUAUUUGACCUCCUGAUGGAUACGGAAAAUGCAAGCUUAGGCGACAGCAGCCAGGCCUUAUCACCUGGUGGUGACAUGGUUGACAGCAGGAUGUUUGAUAACACCAGUUCUCUUCAAGAGUCUUGUGUGCAAGGCGUGUCUGAGGGAGACACCUCUGCUUUCAGCCCCGCCCAGCCAAGCCCAGGCCUCUCCCCAAAAGGUGAGGUGAUAGCCUCGGCCCCACCUCUCUCACCUUCAGAUGCUUCAUGGAUUCUGAAUGACUCCAACAUGAGCAGCAACAGCGAGCUAUUUCAGUUCAGUGACAUGAGCACUUCAGGUCAUCCUUUAACCUUAGGGCUGUCCUUUGACACACCUAGCCCAGCCCCUCUCCGCUCCCCUAAAACCACAGCGCAGGAAUUCCAACCCAAAGAGCACAAAGAUGCCAAAUUGGGCCAGAAGACACCCAAGAAGUCUCGUUCUUCAUCUUCCUCCUCCUCUGUAAAGAGUCCCACCUCCCCAGGAUCUGGUCUUAACCCUACAGCUAAGCCCUUCUUUCCUAGCUUUGCUGAUCCCAUUGAAGAACCAGCCGUGGUCCCUCCAGUUCCCCCCAUCAUCGAAGUAAAAUCCGACAAGAUGGAGAAGGCAGAGAAGGAGGAGGAGAAACUGGAGGACAAUGUAAAGAAGGUGGACCCUCUGGAUAAAGCUGAGCAGAAGAGUGUGAAGGUGGAAUUUGCAAUCAGUGAGACUCCAGCCAAGGUAGAGAAAGAGAUGGAGAAGGAAGAGCAGACAGAGGCACAAAAAGAGGCAGAAAAGGUGAAAGAGAAGGAGAACGAGAAAGAGGUGAAAGAUGCAGGAAGAGUUAAAGAGGAGAAAGAGGCAGCCAAAGUGAAGGUGACAGAGGAACAGACAGAAAAGGAGAAAGAGAAGGAGAACGAGAAAGAGGUGAAAGAUGCAGGAAAAGUUAAAGAGGAGAAAGAGGCAGCCAAAGUGAAGGUGACAGAGGAACAGACAGAAAAGGAGAAAGAGACAGAGACAGUGGAGUCAAUGCAGCAGAAGGCAGAAAAAGAGGAUAGCAUGAAAAAGGUAGAAGAAUCACCAGAUAAAUUGCUGAAGACAGAUACAGUGGAAAAGACAGGGAAAGUAGAAAAAGUGGAGAUGACAGAAGAAGAAGGGAGAAAAGUGGAGAAAACAGAGAAUGUGGAAAAAGUGGAGAAAAAUGAAAAGUCCAAAAUUGAAGAAAAAACAGAGAAGCUUGAGAAAACUGAGAUGAAGGAUGGCAAAGAGCAGCGCAUGGACAAAGUAGAAAAGACCCCAGAGCAACAGCCGACACCCGUCAAGCCGGAGACCAGUUAUGACAAGCUGGAGAAGAAGGCUGACACGGAGACAAAGAUGACACCAGAGUUGGAAGACACCAAGAAAGAAAAGGCUGACACAGACGAAGCCAAGAAGACGGAGAAAGAGGACGAGGCGGAGAAACCCCCUGAGGAGCCGGCAGACAAACCAGCGCAGAAGAGCGAUAAGGACGAGAAGCAGGACAAAAUGCGGGUCGACAAAAAAGUUGUGGAGAAAAAGGAUGACAAGAAGGACAAGGCUGCAAAAUUAGAUGGAGGAGAGAAGGCCAAAAAAGCAAAACCUGCAACCAAUGGAAGCAGUGCCACACUGAGCAGAGACCCGGCAGGUGCAGACAAGAAGACCAAGCCAGCUGCCGUGGCUACCAAACCGAGCGCUGCUGCUAAAACGCGUCCGAGUACCGCAGCUGCCGGUGGUUCAGUCACAGCCCCUACUAAGCGCCCCACAUCCUCCACCACCACCACCUCCAUCUUAGACAAAAAAACUACCACAGCAAAGGCACCAUCCACAGCCGCUGCUGGUCCAAAGCGUCCCUCCACCACUUCUACCAGCCGCCCUGCAUCCUCCACCACCUAUACCAGCCGCCCUGCAUCCUCCUCCACCACCACCAAUGCACGUGAUGUCAGAGCCAAGACAACCACAGAGAAGCGCCCCCUCGUUCCAAAGGCCAGCACUGCCACCUCAACAGGCUCCACUGCUGCCACCAAAAAUGGAACUGCUGCCACAGCAGCCAGUAAAACUGCUACAUCAGCGCGCACAACGGCGUCUACUCGCACCAUUACUACCACUGCAGCCAAAAAGCCUUUGGCCUCCAAGACAGACAGCAAGUCAGGAGAGGAGAAGAAGCCCAGCACUCUGAAGACUUCGACAGUUGACUCUACAAAGCCCAAGACCACCACCAGCACCACCCGCAGCACUGCUUCCUCCACCGCUGCCUCUCGCACUCGAACCACAGCAGCCAAACCGGCCACAACCUCCUCCACCACUGGUACGGUACCAGAGAAGAAACCCAUGGUGCCCCGAGCCCCCCGGGCCACUUCCUCAACCAUAACCGCCACCACCACCUCUAGGGUCCCAGCUCGCCCCAGCACAGCACCGGCCUCUGACAUCCGUAACGUCCGCUCUAAGAUUGGCUCUACCGACAACAUGAAGUACCAGCCUGGAGGAGGGAAGGUGUCAUCUGCCUCUCAGAGCAGGGGCGCCGUCUCCAAAGAAACGAGCCAGGGCAAAGUUCAGAUAGUCUCCAAAAAGCUGGACUUCAGCCACGUCGCCUCACGCUUGGGCUCCAAGGACAAUAUGAAGCAUGUUCCUGGUGGAGGGAAUGUGCAGAUACUCAACAAGAAGGUGGAUGUGAGUAAGGUGACAUCAAAGUGCGGCUCCAAGGACAACAUCAAGCACAAGCCUGGCGGUGGCGUCGUGAAGAUCGAGUCCCACAAAGUGAGCUUUAGGGAAAAGGCUCAGUCUAAAGUAGGUUCCAUGGACAACCUGAGCCAUUCACCUGGUGGAGGAGGCAUCAAGGCUGAGGGGGCCCAGGAGACAACAGAGGGGAAUGGGACUCCCCUGAGUGGCACCACGGCCCCAGCCCCAGGCUUUGAGCCGGGGCAGGCAGGGAGCCCUGCUGCCCAGGAGAAUGGGCUGAAGGAGGGGGUUCCCUGUGAUAGUGAGGGGCUCCGGGAGCCCCAGGCUCUGGACGCACGUAUCCCAGAGACAAGCAUCUAAUUCUACUAUCCCUCUGCCCUCCUCAUCUCAAACCCCCCCCCCAAAACAUUACCUCCUCCCCACCUUCUCCUAUCUAUAUUUUUUCUUUCUCCCUUACUUCCUCCCCCUAUUCUCUGCCCCUUUCUUUCCAACCUU